Molecule: messenger RNA, 1203 nt
Organism: Hibiscus syriacus
Lineage: Eukaryota; Viridiplantae; Streptophyta; Magnoliopsida; Malvales; Malvaceae
Exons: 8
Coding region: 221-1054 (277 amino acids)
Biological process (GO): protein ubiquitination
Cellular component (GO): membrane
Molecular function (GO): ubiquitin-protein transferase activity; zinc ion binding
Source: RefSeq, a predicted model, not a curated record
ACAAAUAUUAUUUAGAAAUUUUCUCUCCGAUUUAUUCGUUCCCUUCAUCCAGCAUAAAUUCCUCCAUUUUCUCAGCAAAAGGUGACUUUUCUCAAGAUAUCCCCCCUCCUCAUUUCUCCCCAAACCUCCGGUUCGCUGCUCUUACCCAGCGCGAUUCCGGGGUUUAUUAUUAUUUUUGGAUUGUAAAAAUUGAAAAUAUUUUGUCAAGUUUUUAGAAAUUAUGAGUAAUCACCUGGUGUUGUAUGUGGAUCGUCUGGUGAGGCCGGUGCCAUUACAGCCUGUGGAGUCGGAGGCUGCUCCCUCAACGGAGAUUUCAGAUACAUCGUGCUCCGCGAAAGAAAAGGAAAUCGUCCAAGGAGCCGAGGAAGAGGAGGAGCCGCUCAUUCAAGCGGCGGAGUGCCGCAUUUGCCAGGAGGAAGAUUCCAUUGAGAAUCUUGAGACUCCUUGUGCCUGCAGCGGAAGCCUCAAGUAUGCGCAUAGGAAAUGCGUGCAGCAUUGGUGCAACGAGAAAGGAGAUAUCAUUUGCGAGAUAUGUCAUCAGCCUUAUCAACCGGGUUAUACUGCUCCGGCUUGUGCUCAAACUGAAGAAACUGCUAUUGAUAUUGGUGGAGUCUGGACAAUCUCUGGCACCCCUCUGGAUUUGGGUGAUCCUCGACUCUUGGACAUUGCAGAGGCAGAAAGGCAACUUUUGGAAGCAGAGUAUGAUGAAUAUGCUGCAUCAAAUGCCAGUGGAGUUGCCUUUUUCCGUUCAGCUGUUCUAAUCUUAAUGGCCCUUCUGCUGUUGCGGCAUGCAUUGACUGUUCCAGAUGCUGAUACGGAGGACGACGUGUCUACUUUUUUCUCUCUUUUCUUGCUUCGUGCUGCUGGAUUUCUCUUGCCAUGCUACAUAAUGGCUUGGGCCGUCAGUAUAUUACAGCGACAAAGACAAAGACAGGAAGCAGCGGCAUUGACUGCAACGCAGAUCGCUUUUGUACUACAAUCCGGGCAACGCAGGGGUGUGCAUUUUACAAUAGCAUCAGGGCCCACAGUGACCACCCAUCAGGAAAGUGCUUGACUUAUUAUAGGGAGGCAUGAAACCCUCCGCUUAAAAUUAAACUGGUCGUUGAUGAACAAAUGAAAGAUUGUUCCCCUUAUUGAUAGACUCGGAAAGCUUUAUGAUUUUUAUUCUGUUUGUCCCCAAAUAGAUAUAGUUUGUAUCCAUCA